AUGGCCCCGAAGAAAUUCUCUCAGGCUGCCAUCGCUAGACUCUCCCAGGCAAAUCUUUGCCUCGCGCUGGAUGAAUGGGGCGUAGAGUGGGGUUCUGGAAUUGCGCAGCAGGAGCAAAUCCAAGAAGAGAUUGAAGAAGAGCUUGACCAAAAGCCGCCUUUGCCACCUCCGACUGAACCACCGGAGCCUGAGCAGCUUGAAGUCAUGGCUCGCGCAGUCACCAACUUAGAAGAGCUGCUUUGCGAAACUGGAAUCAUGAGCAAGCAGAAGGUGCCACUGGAAAGUGAAGCCGCGCGGCUAUGCUGCACAGACGAAAAAGGAUUAUCGGCGCGUUCGGACGUUCUUUUUCGCGGGGUCCUCGCAAGAAGUCAACAAGCAACCGCAGUUGGCCAGACGCCAAGCAUUUCCUUCGACCACAUUACACUGUGCAGUUGGUUGCCUGCUGAUGGCUCCCGCCUUCCAGUAGGUGUUGUGACUUCAAACUCCAAGAUCAACAAGGACUUUGAAACAUGCUUCCCAGAUGCGGUAUUUCAAGCUCAAAAAAGCGGGUCCAUUACCAGCGAGAGCUUCACACACUUUUUCAUCGAGUGCUUUUGCAAGCCAAUGAGGAAAAGGAUUGAGGCGUCCAAACCCUUAGUCCUCGUCUGCGACACCGGCGGGGGGACAUGGCCACACCUUUCAACCUCUUUUGUCAAAGCGGCGUUGCACUACAAUGUCUUCCCUUUCUAUUUACCAGCAUACAGUACUAAAGGGCUGUGCCCUUUGGACCAGAGCUGUCACGCUGAAAUGAGCCGGAUGUGGAAGUCAUUUAAGCAAUCCUGCGCAGCCAAGAACCAAUCCAUCAGUUUGUUCAUGGGCCUGAAGGCUGCAUCGUCUUUGUGUGAUCACGCCCUCAGCUCCAAAUAUGCUCUGGCUUCUUGGAAGCACAUUGGCUUGGAGGCAGGCCGUGCGUGGGAUCGUGACAAACUGUUUGUGCAGCGCAAGGACGAGUUGUUUGUGAGCAGAAGAGAUCAGGCACAUGCUACUCCUUCCAAGAGAAGAGCGUCCAAAGCAAUAGAGAUGUUGGACACAGUGAGCCCCAAGCGCAGCAAGUGUGAGUGUGGAGCUUGGGUUGCUUCAAUCCACCGACUUUGUCAUAGCUGUGGCAAAACGAAUGUCAACUUCAGCGAAGAUGAUGCCAAAGUUCAUCAGACGGGACAUCGCAAAGGCUGGCAGAAAUCGGUAGCUGAGACGGAGGUCGCUGAGUUGAGCCAGAAGGACCAGAAGCUGCUUUCGCAAGUUGACAAUCUGAUGAAGGAGCUGCGGCGGCGCUCGGAUGAAAGCAAAGAUGAUGCUGAUGUGGGGCCGGGGGUGGAUCCAGCACCUGACGCUGAAGAGUUUUGUUCUGAUACAGAAUGGGACCUCAAUACAGACAGUGACUCAGGGACUCAGGGUGGGAGUGGGGCAGCAGCAGUGGGGCAGGCGGCAGGUAAUGUCAGAGAUUCCAGCAUCGUUCUCCGAAUGGCAGUGGUUCAAGCAAACAGUGACGGCUUUUGCCAAGGCAUUUGGCUCUUAUCACCGGUUGAGAGAGCUGCGCUAGAGUUUCUCAAGCUAGAUGAUUUAUUGCAGGGCGAGAACUCUUCGAAAGCUGACUCUGAGCAUUCCCUGAGCAAGGCUGAGGACUGCGAAAGGUUAUGCCGUCAAGCGGCAAAGUUGCUGAUUGUCAAGCACGACAAAACAAGCAACAAAGCAGCGCUUGGACUCAUUACUUUCCGCUUUCUCAAUCCUGCCGGCCCAUUCAGGGAGCACUUUGCACUGUGGUCAAGAGGAGGUCCAAUGCACAAUGUGAUGUUCGAUGAGCUUUUUGCUUACAGCACUGUCCUUUUGAGCAUGCAGCGGCUGGAAGGAAGACACUCCAUUUUAAAGAGACAACUCGACUGUCGCAAUUUUCAGCUACCGGGAAGCCUCAGUGCAGCUAUGCGCAGGAAACAAAACCAAGACUUGGUCAACCCGGAGUUUGUUCGAGAUUUGCCUGAGUUUCUGGCAGCUAUUGGAGAGUUGCAUGAUGGAAGCUGGGGAUGCAAAACAGAAUUGAUGGAUGCCUUUUUGCAAUCUUCGGCGAAUGCAAACCAUGAUCCGAUGGAAUUUGAGAAGGCAGACAAGGCUCGCUUUGCUGAAUCCUUGGCGCAAGUGUGUGCAGCUGGGGCUUCUGGAGGUGGAGGCGGAGACGGAGAAGGGUUGAACGAGGAAUUGCCAAUGCAAAGAGAGCAUGUCAAGGCCGCCUUCAAGCGUGGUAGCGUGUAUGCUCUCAAGGGUUGUAUGCGACAAGGAGAAUGGAGCGUGUUCAGGGUGCUGCACACAUCCCCAAGCUCCAACAUGUACCUGCAGCGGGCGUGUCACAUGAGCUUUGAUGCUUGGAAAAAUUGUGUUGCCAUUGAGCUGUUCAGCGGCCCAGCCAUACCACUGACCGAUGGAGCCCAAGAUAGCCCGCCAGAUGCUUUUGAAGUCCAGAGGCAAUCAGUUACAGCGCUCAACAUAGCCGACCUGUUCUGCAAGACGUGUGAUUUGCACAACCUUUACGAAUAUACAGUGCCAUGGCCAUGGCCAAAGAAGUCUUUAUCAUCAAACACUAUCUCUUGUUACUCUUGUUACUUGUUUUUUCUUACGUCGCGUCGUGACCCCAGCCCCCAGCCUACAAACAUUGGUCGGAGGUCAAGUCGUGUGAGGAUCAGCUUGAAGUAA
This is a messenger RNA of Durusdinium trenchii, 2721 nucleotides long. The record is from the annotation of a GenBank genome assembly. Lineage: Eukaryota; Dinophyceae; Suessiales; Symbiodiniaceae.